This is a messenger RNA of Xiphophorus maculatus (southern platyfish), 1755 nucleotides long. Its product is annotated as synaptic vesicle membrane protein VAT-1 homolog. Gene Ontology annotation, molecular function: oxidoreductase activity. The record is from RefSeq and is a predicted model, not a curated record. The transcript has 6 exons. Lineage: Eukaryota; Metazoa; Chordata; Actinopteri; Cyprinodontiformes; Poeciliidae. Bases 220 to 1545 code for a protein of 441 amino acids.
UUAACCACUUGUUGAGUGGAGCGCACACGGGCAACCGGAGAGAGGCAAUCUGGCUUGCAAACAACGCGGGUGUCUUUAUAAGGAGCCUCUUAUUUAUGACAGCCGUUUGAAUCGGAAACAUCUUUCUUUAAUUUUCCCGUUUCCGCUUCUUGAGCCUCCGGACUCCAGCAAACGGACACGAACUGAAAAUCUUGUGAAAGCUUCCUAAAAGUGGUGAAGAUGAUGUCUGGCGAAGAAGAGGCUCCAACUCCGCAGCAAGAACCGGAGCAGGUGAAGAAGACCGACGAACCUCCACCGGCCGCCGCCGCCGAAAAAGAAGAAGAAGAAGAAGAAAAACUAGCCAAGCUGGCGUCAGGCAGUGGCAGCCCCGCAGCCGCCGAGGAGGAGAAGCCCAUCACCUACCGGGCUCUGGUGCUGACGGGAUACGGAGGCUGCGAUAAGAUCAAGCUGCAGGUGAAGAGCAUGAAGAAGGCGUCGCUGAAGGCCGGGGAGGUUCUGGUUCGGGUCAAGGCGUGCGGGCUGAACUUCGCCGAGCUGCUGGGGAAGCAGGGGCUGUACGAGCUGCUGCCGGCCCCGCCCGUCACGCUGGGCAUGGAGGGCUCCGGGGUCAUCGAGGCGGUGGCGGAGGACGUGACGGACAGAAAGGUAGGAGAUCGCGUCAUGGCCAUGAACCGCCACGGCAUGUGGCAGGAACUGGCGGUCGUUCCCGCUAACUGCACCUUCCCCAUUCCAGACGGAAUGAGCUUUGAGGAAGCCGCUGCUCUGCCCAUCAACUACAUGACGGCCUACAUGAUGCUGUUCGAGAUGGCCAACCUCAGGCCAGGGAAAAGCGUCCUCAUUCACAUGGCUGCCGGCGGCGUGGGUAUCGCUGCUACCCAACUGUGUCAGACCGUGAAGGAUGUGACGAUUUUUGGCACCGCGUCUGCUUCCAAACACGAGACCAUCAGCCAAGGUGGCGUCACUCACCCCAUCGACUACCGCACCAAAGACUAUGUGACUGAAAUCCGUAAAAUCAGCCCAAAGGGAGUGGAUAUUGUUCUGGACCCUCUUGGUGGCUCCGACACUCAAAAAGGUUUCGGUUUGCUAAAACCUCUGGGCAUGCUUAUCGUCUUUGGAGCAGCCAACUGUGUGACGGGCCAGAAGAAGAACCUGCUGGCCAUGGCGAAGACCUGGUACAACCAGCUCACCCUCAACACGCUGAAGCUGAUGCAGACCAACAAGGCCAUCUCUGGCUUCCACCUGGGCUACAUCCGGGACGAGGAGCUGUUCGAGGAAACUCUCGUUAAGCUGCUGGAGCUGUACCAGCAGGGGAAGAUCAAGCCCCAUAUUGACUCCUGCUACCACUUUGAAGAGGUGGCUGACGCCAUGAAGCGCAUGCACGAUCGUCAGAAUAUCGGGAAAGUCAUCCUCCUUCCCGAGCCCAAGAAGAGUGAAGAGAAGCCCGAAUCCAACGCAGAGGCAGCGGAAAACUUGGAAAAAGCGGAAACUGCCGUCAGCGAGAAGAAAGAGGAUGCUGCAGAAGAAGUUGAAGCAGGAAAGGAUUGAGUAAGAGAGCUCCUCUUGGUGGCGUUUCCAGCACUUCCUUCACAAAUCUGUCCAAUUUUUUUUAAGGAGAAAAAAACAAGAAAAAUUUUCUUGAAUUCUGUGAUUUCUGUCAGUAUUCAGCUGUUUGUUUUUGUUGUGCAAUAUGUCAAUAAUGUUGUCUGGUUGGGAACCCUUGUUUUUUUGGAAAUAAAAGUUCACUUUAUUCUGAUG